Molecule: messenger RNA, 2155 nt
Organism: Melitaea cinxia (Glanville fritillary)
Lineage: Eukaryota; Metazoa; Arthropoda; Insecta; Lepidoptera; Nymphalidae
Product: ice-structuring glycoprotein-like
Exons: 6
Coding region: 96-2048 (650 amino acids)
Source: RefSeq, a predicted model, not a curated record
GCGCCGGCUCACGGGGAUACCUAACAAGAAUGGUAUAAAAGUACGCGCCUACACACUGACCAUAUCACUUGCCGCACUGAACUUAAUACAAUAAAAUGACAGCUAAGAUUCUAGUAUUCCUGUGCGCGGUUGCGGCCGCCCGCGCUGGAGGCUUAUACGGAGCUUCUUAUGCUGCUCCCGUUGCCUCGUAUGCCUCAUAUGCCGCUGCUCCAGUUGCCUCAUACGCAACAUACUCAUCUGCUCCUAUCUACAAGAGCUAUGCAGCUCCUGCCUACUCUGCAUAUGCCGCUCCCGCCGUGGCGUACUCCGCACCCGUCGUGAAAGCCGUCGCACCUGCAGUGUCGACAGUCUCAUCUUACUCUACACACACAGCUCACGCUACUCCAGUUGUAGCUAAGACCAUCGCCACUUACGCCGCCCCCAGCUAUGCUGCGACUUACGCCUCUGCCCCCAUCUACAAGAGCUACGCUGCUCCCGCUAUCUCGGCAUACGCAGCCCCUGCCUAUUCUUAUGCUGCUGCCCCAGCAGUUGUAAAGAGCUACGCUGCUCCAGCGUACGCAUACUCCGCCCCUCUUAGCUACGCCACACACGCCGCUCCCGUCGCAACAUACGCUGCUGCUCCCGUGCUCAAAUCUGCUGUCACAUACUCAGCUGCGCCUGCCAUCGCGUACGGUGGUCUCGCUGGCCACGGCUGGGUUGUAGUCUUCUUGUGUGCAGCGGGCAUCGCUUCCGCUGGUAAUCUCCUUCAUGCUGCGCCCUUGACUUACAGCGCCCCGGUGUCCUCCGUGUCUUACUCUUCUCAAACAACUUCUCACGCAGCCCCGAUUACCACUUACGCCGCCCCUGUUGUUGCGAAAGCAAUCUCUCCAGCCGUAUCUUACCAAACUAUCAACACUCACGCAGCGCCCGCUAUCACUACGUACUCUGCCGCACCCGCCCUGACUAAAACGAUCUCUCCUGCUGUAUCGUAUUCGUCACUUAUUCACUCAGCUCCCGUUUCUUAUGGUGCAUCCCCAGCUGUAUCCUACUCUUCAGUAGCACAUACCGCCCCACUUGCCUACACAACUGGCCACGUUCUAACCAAGACCUUAGCCACCCCUGUGUCCUAUUCGUCAGUCGCAAGUCACACUUCGCCAGUGACUUACUCUGCCAGUCCUGUUUUAACGAAGACUAUUGCGGCUCCUGCAGUAACUACUUAUGCUGCUGCUCCAGCUAUUUCACACUACGCUACAGCUCCUGUACUGAAGUCUGCUGUCACAUAUUCAGCUGCUCCAGCAGUUUCUCAUGUCACCUACACUGGAUUAGGAGCUAGCUACGGGUGGCAGAAUGUUCUCCAAGUUCCUUACCACCAUAUAAAAGCAUCUGUUACUGCUGUGAAUAUCAUUCCAACGGUAACAACGGAACUAUUAAACAUGUAUUCAAAGGUGAUAAUCUUCUUGUGCGCCGCCGGAAUCGCCUCGGCUGGUAAUCUCCUUCACGCAGCACCGGUCACUAGCUACGCAGUGGCUCCAGUUGUUGCUAAAGCUGUCGCCCCGGCCGUCUCUUAUCAGACUAUCUCUACUCACGCCGCACCUGCCUUCACUACUUACUCUACUGGUCCAGUGGUGGCUAAAGCCAUUUCACCAGCCGUUUCCUAUUCUUCAGUCGCACACUCUGCUCCUGUAGCUUAUGCAACCAGCCCUGUUACCUACUCGGCCGCUCCCUCUGUGUCUUACUCUUCAAUUGCGCAAUCUUCACCACUUGCGUACGUCUCUAACCCAUACGUAACUAAGACCUUAGCUACUCCAGCUGUGUCUUACUCUUCAGUGGCAAAUCAUGGUGCACGUGUGACCUAUGCUGCCAGUCCUGUUAUAACCAAAUCUAUCGCGGCUCCAGCUUACACUACCUAUGCUGCUGCUGCUCCCGCCUACUCAACCUAUGCUGCUGCUGCUCCCGCCUACUCAACCUACUCUACUGCUCCAGUACUCAAGUCAGCAAUCACUUACUCAGCUGCCCCUGCAGUAUCCCACGUUACCUACACAGGUUUGGGAGCCAGCUACGCAUGGUAAACAACCAAAGCCAUUGGAAAUAUGUAAAUAUAAUAAUAUAUUGUUGCACGUAUAUUGUUGAAAUGUAAAUAUUUAUGGACAGUCAAUAAAUGAUUAUACUGUGAAAA